UCCUUUUCUUUCUCUCUUAAUCAAUUCUCUUUCUUUAAUGCUUUCUUCCUCUUCCUACUUCCAUUUUUACCCAUUCUACAACACUUUUUUCAGUUUUCUCAUCAUAUAAACAAGAUCAAAAUGGAAGAUUUUCAAACUUCCAAGAAAAGAAAGGUGGCUGAGAAGACUGUGGUGAAAGUGAAACUUGAAGGAAAAAAGAAGAGUGAUCAAAACCCUUCUUGUGAUUGUUGGUCUUGGAGGAAAUAUGGUCAAAAACCUAUCAAAGGGUCUCCUUAUCCAAGGGGAUACUACAAAUGUAGCACAUCAAAAAGUUGUUCAGCCAAGAAGCAAGUGGAGAUAUGUAGAACAGAUUCAACCAUGCUCAUCAUCACUUACACCUCUACCCAUAAUCAUCCAAACCCUAAUCUCUCCAAACAGUCGAAAACCGAUUCAAAACCUGAAAUGAACACCAUUCUUGAACCUGAUCAAGAGAACGAAGAGCAAAAACCCGUUAUUACGCCCAAAGAUGAUGGUUUUUGCUACAUUAAGACCCUAGAAGAUGAAACUCAUUUAGCGGUAACUCUUGAAAAUACAUACUUUGAUGAAGAACCUCUUUCAUAUCCGGAUCUCAUGAACUUUUCAGCAACGAAAACCGAAGAAAACGACUUCUAUGAUGAACUUGAAGAGCUACCAAUGUCUUCCUCAUCAUUCAAAAGCAUCAUGAGAAGUAAUUUCUUUGAGGAGAGAGUUCUUGUUCAACCUUCUUGAUUAAGGGUGAGAACCAAAUAUGUAACUAAAUGUAGUUGUUUGUUAUUUGAAGUUAGGUAGUACCAAUAAUAUAUAUAAAAUAAUAAUCCCUCUAAACUAGAGGCACUUAGUGUAGAUAUAUUAAUUAUAAUGCUAAUUUUGUGGAUCAUUGUUGGUUCCAAGAUGUUUUGUGUUUUU
Molecule: messenger RNA, 924 nt
Organism: Helianthus annuus (common sunflower)
Lineage: Eukaryota; Viridiplantae; Streptophyta; Magnoliopsida; Asterales; Asteraceae
Product: probable WRKY transcription factor 65
Exons: 3
Coding region: 121-747 (208 amino acids)
Biological process (GO): regulation of DNA-templated transcription
Cellular component (GO): nucleus
Molecular function (GO): transcription cis-regulatory region binding; DNA-binding transcription factor activity
Source: RefSeq, a predicted model, not a curated record